Molecule: messenger RNA, 1272 nt
Organism: Eutrema salsugineum
Lineage: Eukaryota; Viridiplantae; Streptophyta; Magnoliopsida; Brassicales; Brassicaceae
Product: zinc finger protein CONSTANS-LIKE 9
Exons: 4
Coding region: 153-968 (271 amino acids)
Biological process (GO): regulation of flower development
Cellular component (GO): nucleus
Molecular function (GO): protein binding
Source: RefSeq, a predicted model, not a curated record
GUACAAAAAAAAUUUCUCUCAGGGUUUCCUCUCAAAUUCCCCAACUUGGCCUCUGUUUUUUUUCUUUCUUAUGUUCACUUUCUCCUCCUCUUCUCUGAAAAACCCAUUUCAUACUUCCAAAAUUUUCUCUCCCAAAAGAGCAAGAACACAAAAUGUAUGCAGAUUCUGGGUUAAUGCUCCGUUACAUGCAAAACUGUGCUCCAGAUAUUCACCAAUUUGAAGACCUCUUCAAAUCAUACAAGCUCUCCAAUGAAAUGAACAACACUUUUGCUGAGUCAUCACACAUACCUGAGUAUGAUAUUGGAGAAGAAGGAGAUCUAUUUAAAGCUCCUGAUCCAAUUCUUGAAGAAUCAAUCCUAGCCGUUGAUCCACUCUCAGCCGCUUUAACGAUGAUCUCUUGCGGCGAAGACACUUCACAAGGGCUUUGUGAGCUUCCUGAUCUCGAUCUUGGGUCACUGCAGAGUGGUCAACAGCUUCUGGACAAAGCUUUCUAUGAAUGUGAGCAAGAUCUCAUGAUGAAAUCAGCUAUGGAGUCUCCAUUCUCUGAUGUUUUAGACAUCAAGAACAUCUCUGUGGUGACGACAAUCGAUGAGAACCAGGAUAUGCAGAAGAGCGUAAGCUCAGGGAAUUUGAGCUCUAUGGAUUGGUCACAGGCACAGCAAGAAACUGUUGUGAUUCAGAAUUUCCCUGACUUUUCUCAGUUGGAUUUUGGUUCUGUUUAUGGGAUGCGAAGAGCCUUUAGUGAAGGCGACAUACAGAAACUCGGGACAGGUCUUGUUCAAUCUCCAUUGGACAGGAUUAUUGUGAGCUGUACAUCAGAGGAUCGUCGUGAGAAGCUUUCUCGAUACAAGAACAAGAAGAGCAGGCGAAAUUUCGGGCGCAAAAUCAAGUAUGCUUGUAGGAAAGCUCUAGCAGAUAGCCAACCAAGGAUCCGAGGAAGGUUUGCGAAAACAGAAGAGAGGAACUAGAAUGGUUUCAAAGGAAUGGGACUAAGCAAAAGGAAGAAACUUGAAUAAUAAGGAGACAAAGCCCAUCUCAUUAGAAACUAGUUUUGUUAUAUAUAUAAUAUAUGUGUAAGUGUAAACUUCAAAUGUGAUAAGCAUCCAGUUAGUUUGUAUAUAAGGGUAUCUCUGAAUAAGCUUGUAAGGAAAGAAAUUGUAGCUACAGAAGUGAUGUAAUGGUGGUGAGAGAUGUAGAUAUAAUUAUAAUUUUAAAUAUUUAUAUUACACUAUGUUAGAUCCUGUGAAAUAAAAGGUGUUUGAUGUUUCUUUG